Messenger RNA from Centropristis striata (black sea bass), 7853 nucleotides. RefSeq names its product discs large MAGUK scaffold protein 1b (gene dlg1b). The transcript is spliced from 27 exons. The coding region runs from base 1056 to 4037 and encodes 993 amino acids. Gene Ontology annotation, cellular component: postsynaptic density membrane; neuromuscular junction; neuron projection. Gene Ontology annotation, molecular function: kinase binding. Lineage: Eukaryota; Metazoa; Chordata; Actinopteri; Perciformes; Serranidae. Gene Ontology annotation, biological process: chemical synaptic transmission; neurotransmitter receptor localization to postsynaptic specialization membrane. The record is from RefSeq and is a predicted model, not a curated record.
CUCUCCUCAGACUUUCAUCCUUCCUUUCUCUCUCUAUCCCAAACUUUUUCUGGUACCCUCCUGCCUCCACCCUGACCCUCCUCCUCCUCCUCUUCCUCGGCCCUUGUAGGUGAGCUGCAUGAUUGGGCGGCAGGUUGAAAAAGGGGCUCGGCUUUUACAAAUCACAUGGUUCACAUUUGCAGCUCCCUGAGACGCCAUUUUGGAGGAAAGUUUGGAAUUUGUGGACCUGGGGAGGAGGAGGUGGAGGAGGAGAGGAAGAAGAAGAAGAAGAAGAAGAAAAGAGGAGGAAGUGGCAGCAGGAGCAGAGAGGAGGGAUUUACUCUGGAAGAAGUUUGACACGAAUGCAGCAGGCUGUGCCGGGAAUAAUAGCCUUCACAUAUAAAAGUGUGCGUGCCAGUGCGGGAUAAAUCAGCCCAUGCAGGCUUGGCACGGCUGGAGUUUAGGUGUGCCACCAGCCAGGCUGAAGUUUUUUUUAAUUUCUGGAAAAACCAUCAAAGCUCCGGAGCGGAUCAGCAGCAGCAGUGAGCAGUCGGUGCAGGAAGAUCUUUUAUAGAGUUUGGCUCUCUGCAGGUCCCAGUUGCUGAACGCUAAAUUUCCACUUUUUCCCCCUCCGGCCACCAACCAGUGUGUCGCCUCCCGCGGUCAGCCUGCGCGGUGCACGCCGGGGCAGGGAGCCUCUCAGGCGGGGAAGUACAGCACUCGGAGUCGGUCGCGCUCUGGAGCUCCUCCUGGAUCCUGCUCGCCGUUUUGUGACACUACUCCCAAACCAGGAUCCAGAGCGGUGUGUGUCUGUCGGAGCCCCCCCGGUCCGGAGGUUCGGUGUUGUUAUUCAUGCUGGACGUGUCAGUUUCCCCUGACAGUUAGUUUGUUUGUCGGAGUGUUUUGGCUCGGAGGGCAACUUGGUGUCGUCGUGGAGGGAUUUUCUCCAGACUUGGAGCCGUGACAGCGGGUUUUAACUGCCGGAAUAAUCGAUAAAAAGCCCGUCUUGAGCGCGGAGUGUAUGUGGCUAACACAGGACUAGCUCCAACCCGAGCUGAGCCGAGCCAGACCCGACCAUGCCAGUCAGAAAGAAAGACGCCCAGCGAGCCCUGCUGCUGCUGGAGGAGUACCGGGCCAAGCUGCACCACGCCGAGGACCGCCAGCUGCGCCACUCCAUCCAGAGGGUCAUCGACAUCUUCCAGAGCAACCUCUUCCAGGCUCUCAUAGAUAUCCAGGAAUUUUACGAAGUGACCUUAUUAGACAGUCAGAGGUGGGUGGAGUCUUCCAAGGCAGCGGACCCCAUGGCACCCGUCCACCUGUGGGACUUCUCCAGCCUUCAAAGCACAACGGUGACCUCGGACACGCUGCCCAGCCUUAGCACCAGCAUCGAGGACUCCCCCCUCCUAAAUGAAAUCCUGAACACGUUGGCGCAGGCCAAACAGCCGCCCAGCCCUGACGGACAAAAGUACAGGCACAACGAUGAGGACUCGUCCCCCCAGGACCAGAGCUCCCCCCAGCUGACGGAGGAGGCAGGGGGGCCGGAGCUGGUCCAGGUAGCAGAGAAGAACCUUUCCCAGAUCGAGAACGUGCACGGAUACGUCACCCAUGCCCACAUCUCGCCCAUGAAGGUAGCGACUCUGGAGUGCAUCUUUGACGGACAGCACCUCCCGGAGCUCCCCUCCCCGUCCUCCACCCUCUAUUCCCGCGGCGAGGACAGCCCCCUCCCCUCCUGCUCCUCCAACCCCUACCCCCCGAUCCAGGUUGACUCCUCCCCGCCCUCCUCUCCUCUAAUCCCUGUGAUCCCAGUCUCUCCAAUCUCAGCCGACUCCACCGCCAUCCCUCCGACGCCACAGGCCAACCCUCCUCCUGUGGUGGUGAACACAGACAGCCUGGACACGCCUCCAUACGUGAACGGGACGGAGGCGGACUAUGAGUAUGAGGAGAUCACGCUGGAGAGGGGGAACUCGGGGCUGGGCUUCAGCAUCGCGGGUGGAACAGACAACCCUCACAUCGGAGAAGACCCGAGUAUCUUCAUCACCAAAGUUAUCCCAGGAGGAGCAGCAGCCCAGGACGGACGGCUCAGAGUGAACGACGUCAUCCUGAGAGUGAACGAGGCGGAUGUGCGAGACGUAACCCACAGCCGGGCGGUGGAGGCCCUGAAGGAGGCCGGAUCGCUGGUCCGCCUCUACGUGCGCCGCAGAAAACCCGUCUCCGAGAAAGUCAUGGAGAUCAAACUGGUGAAGGGACCCAAAGGUCUGGGCUUCAGUAUAGCGGGCGGUGUGGGGAACCAGCACAUCCCAGGCGACAACAGCAUCUACGUCACCAAGAUCAUCGAGGGAGGAGCUGCACAUAAAGACGGGAGGCUGCAGAUCGGAGACAAACUGCUGGCUGUGAACAGUUCUUGCCUGGAGGAGGUGAGCCAUGAACACGCCGUCACUGCCUUGAAAAACACUCCUGACGUCGUCUACUUGAAAGUGGCAAAACCCAACAGUGUCUUCAUGAACGACAGCUUCGCCCCGCCCGACCUCACCAACUCGUACUCUCACAUGGAGAAUCAUAUCAGUCCCCCUAACUUCCUGGGCCAGCCCCUCCCCCCUCCGGCCUCCUCCGGACGCUACUCCCCGACCCCCAAGAGCAUGCUGGGAGACGACGACGUCACCCGGGAGCCCAGGAAGGUGGUUCUCCACAGAGGAGCGACGGGGCUCGGCUUCAACAUCGUGGGCGGCGAGGACGGCGAGGGCAUCUUCAUCUCCUUCAUCCUCGCUGGAGGACCAGCUGACCUCUGUGGAGAGCUGAGGAAAGGAGACAGACUGGUGUCUGUGAACGGCGUGGACCUCCGGAAUGCCACGCAUGAGCAGGCUGCCGCCGCCCUGAAGAACGCCGGGCAGACGGUGACCAUCAUCGCCCACUACAGACCCGAGGAGUACAGCCGGUUUGAGGCAAAGAUCCACGACCUGCGGGAGCAGAUGAUGAACAGCAGCAUCAGCUCGGGGUCGGGGUCGCUGCGCACCAGUCAGAAGAGGUCGCUGUAUGUCAGAGCCCUGUUUGACUAUGAUAAGACCAGGGACUCGGGUCUGCCCAGUCAGGGACUCAACUUUAAGUUUGGGGACAUCCUCCACGUGGUGAACGCCUCCGACGACGAGUGGUGGCAGGCCAGACAGCUGACCAGUCAGGGGGAGGAGGAGGAGGUGGGGGUGAUCCCCAGCAAGAGAAGGGUGGAGAAGAAGGAACGAGCACGGUUAAAGACGGUGAAGUUCAAUGCCAAGUCCCGAGAGCGAGGGCAGUCUCUCAAUGACAAGCGUAAAAAGAACCUCUUUUCCCGAAAGUUUCCGUUCUACAAGAGCAAAGAAGCGAGCGAGCAGGAGACCAGCGACAUCGACCAACAUGUGACGUCUAACGCCAGCGAUAGUGAGAGUAGCUACCGUGGCCAGGAGGAGUACGUUCUGUCGUAUGAACCCGUCACUCAGCAGGAAGUGAACUACACCCGUCCCGUCAUCAUCCUCGGCCCCAUGAAGGACCGGAUCAACGACGACCUGAUCUCAGAGUUCCCCGACAAGUUUGGAUCCUGCGUCCCUCAUACGACCCGGCCGAAGCGCGACUAUGAGGUGGACGGCAGAGAUUAUCACUUCGUGGUGUCCAGGGAGCAGAUGGAGAAGGACAUCCAGGACCACAAGUUCAUCGAGGCGGGACAGUACAACAACCACCUGUACGGGACCAGCGUGCAGUCGGUCCGCGAGGUGGCCGAGAAGGGUAAACACUGCAUCCUGGACGUGUCAGGAAACGCCAUCAAGAGACUCCAGCUGGCUCAGCUGCAUCCCAUUGCCAUCUUCAUCAAACCCAAAUCUGUGGAGAACAUCAUGGAGAUGAACAAGCGUCUAACGGAGGAGCAGGGCAGGAAAACCUUCGACAGAGCCACCAAGCUGGAGCAGGAGUUCACCGAGCAUUUCACAGCCGUGGUUCAGGGAGACACUCUGGAGGAGAUCUACGAUCAGGUGAAGCAGAUCAUCGAGGAGCAGUCGGGUCCUUUCAUCUGGGUCCAGUCCAAGGAGAAGUUAUGAGGAGCAGAACUGAGUCUGCUGCACAGCUCCUCUCUUCAGAUCCACUCGCUUUUAUUCUGAAAGGAAAACUCCCCCCCCCCCGAUCCACGUCACGGUCUCAUUUUAUUCCCUUUUCUUUGCCUGAUUAAGACUCCAUCGUUGGGUUUCCUGACCAGCAGAGAAAAGCACACAGGAAGUAAGCUGACAUCACUCCCCACGGUACGGCUCCUUAAUGUUUAAGGGAGGAGAAGAAGAAGACGAGUCCAUGAAAGUGGCGAGAAGGCUCCGUCAAUCUUUUGGUCAUUUGGAUUUACGGUUCACAAAACAAUAGUAAAAAACAAAUGAGUGGUCAUUUGAUUUUAAAAUACAAACAUUAAAGUGUAAGUACAAGGCUUUUUGAUUCAUCAGGGUCAGAGGGAUAGACUAUUUAAAACAGGAUUUGAUUUUUGUUUUCUAGUUAUAAUUAAAAAAAUUGAAAUCAAAACAUUUCCAAGCAGACAGCACACUUCAGACCCUGAGACUCUUAUUUUGAAGGGGAGCGGUCCCUGUUUCCGACUCUGGACUUCCUUUUUCAGUUUUCAUUAUACGACUUAGAUAACCAGGCAAACUUACGAUUUGAGUGCUUUUUUAAAAUAAAAAUUAUAUAAGUAAUUACAAGAAAAAAUUCUUCGUACAUAGAAAAAUCUGGAAAAUUGUUUUUCAUUUUUCCUAUAAAAAUUACUUUGAUUUUAUUCCAAGAAAUCUCUCAUAAUUGUCAAAAAUGACAUAAAACUGACAGAAUUUUAACAAAACUAGAAAGAAUUUCAGGAUUAUUUUGAUCACGUCUGCACAAUUCCAUAAAAAAUUCUUAAUACAGAGAAAAUUCUGAAAAAUUAUUUUUCAUAUUUCUGAUAAAAAAUACUUUAAUUUUAUUCAGAGAAAUUUCUCAUAAUUGUCAAAAAUUCUACAUACAACAGACAAUUAAAAAAGCUAAAUUUAGUGAAAAUACAAGAAAAUGAUCCCAAACUUUUAUAAGUUUUACUGCUGAUAACAAUUUUUUUUUCAGUAUGCAUUAUACAACUUUAUUAUCGAACAAACGUACAUUUUGAGUUACAUGCUUUUUCAGUCAACAACGAGAAAACAAAUAUGCAUAUUUUAUUUAUGUGGCUGCAAUUUGAAAAGAAGAAUAAACUUUAUUCAUCGACCAUUCACGCUUUUAUUUUAUAAAUGACAACUUCCGGUCGCAGAAUAAGAAGUAACAGGCGUUUUUUCGAUUUAAAUUUUUCUUAUUUUAACUAGAAAAUAAAAAUCAAACACAUUUUAUCUAUCCGUCUAUCCCUUUCUGACCCAGAUGAAGUAAAAAGCAAGUUGUAUUUCUUAAUUUUAGUAUUUGUAUUUUGAUUCAAAAAUCAAAUAACCACUCGUUUUUUGUUUUUUAAAUGUCCUUUUGUGAACAACAAUUCCAACGACCAAAAGAUACAAGGACCGAGAAGAAAUGCACGGAGAAGAUUUUAUCCUUUGUUUUUUGUUUGUGGGUUUUUUUCACUUUUUUUUUGUCUUGUAAGGUAAGAUGGACGGAGGUUCAGUCUCUCUUGUGUCUGUCGGAGACACAAAAAGCAAAACUUUGCACGUUUGAGCUUUAACAGCAUGUCAGUUACCAAGCCGUUUAUUUCCCAUCAGCCCCUGCAGCGUCUCUUCUUCUGUUCUGCAUUUCAUCAUUUUCUGUUUGUUGUUUUUCCCGCCUGGUGAGCUGCGGCUCGUCGCUGCUGCAGGAUGUUUGUCUCUGCAGGGUUCCUGCUCGGCCGCCAGGGGGCGCCGUGGAGCCGCUCGCUGCCUUCAAACUCACUUUCACACUUUGUGGCUCAACAUUUCACUUUUUUUUUUUACACAUUUAGUUUGACCUGCAGCUGGCGAGGUCAAAGGUCACAGCGUUUCAUUAAAUCUAACGACACUGUAAAAAAAAAAAUUUCUCUCUCAUUUCUGUCUGAAAAAGAAUCUGAAGCCUAAAAAAAAAUCAGUUUUAGUAAUAAAAAUAUUUUGAAAAAAAUACCACUUUAAAUUCACCAAAGAAAACUAAAUAAUUGGAGAAAUAUUGUCAUUAUUAUGAGAAUAUUGUCUAUAAUUACUAAAAAAAAUUCUGAUAAUUUUCUCAUGACAAUGGGCAAUGAAUGGCCUUUGAUCACAUUUUAUAAUUGUCUCAUAAUUCUAUGAAAACUAACAUAAGAUUAUUUUGAUCACGUCAGCAUUAAAAAACUUUCAAAACUACAACAAAAAUCUGGAAAAUAUUAAUUAUUUCAUAUUUCUGAAAAAGUUCACUUUACUUUUACUAUGAUAAAACUAAUAAUUUAGAAAAUGAUUCAUAUAACUGACAGAAUUCUCAGAAAGCUAAAUUAAGAGAAAUUACAAAAAAAUUAAUUCAAGAAAAUGAUCUGAAUCCAUCUCGUACUUAGUUUUUUUUUUUAUUCCAAGAAAAAUCAGGAAAAAUAUGAAUUCUUUAUUUCAUAAUUCCCCCCAAAAAAUGUGAAAAAGCAGAAUUACUAAAACCCCAUUUUAAUUAUUCUGUUAGAAAAUAUUCUUUUAAUUAUCUCAUAAUUAAAUAUAAGGAAAACAAAGAAAUAAUUUUAAGAAACCUUCUUCAUAAUAAGAAAUUAAUAAGUGAGAAACCUGUUUCAUAAUUAAGAGAAAUUUAUUAAAAAAACCAAAUCAUAAUUAUCUUGUAAUUAUCUCAGAAUUCAGAGAAUAAUAAUCUACGUCAAUAAAUCAAAUAGAAUUAUUAAAAGUGAGUUUUAGCUACAGGAUAAUUAUUUUAUAAUCCAGAGAAAGACAUAUUUUUUUAUUUAAAGAAAAAUUCUCAUAACUUCAAGAAAAAUGUCCCAGAUAUCUUAUAUAUUUUUUAUUUAAUAAACAAAGAGCGAAAAAAUUGUGAAACUGCUGAAUUAUUGAAAAAAAAAUCCCCAUUAAAUUAAGAGAAAACUCAUAAUAUUCCAAUUUAUUCCAAGAAAAAACAAAAUGUGACAACUACAAGAAGAAAAUCACAAAUAUGAGUUCCUAAUUUCAUAAUUACAGAAAUUUUAUUUAGUUAUUUUCAGAAAUGCAUCACUGAGGUCAGAAUUAUUGGGGGAAAAAUUAAAACUUAGAAGAAACUUGUUGCAGGAAAAUGAUUUAAUGAAACUAAGAUCUCUGAAUUAUUUAAAUAAAGUUAAAAAAAAAUGAACAAUCAAUGUGUGAAAAUGUUAAAUUACAGGAAAACGUUUUCAAUAAUUACAACAAAACAGUUUUCACAUCAAACAUGAAACCGUUUUCUUGUAAUUAUGAGAUGUUUUGUUUGUUUUUCUUUGGUGAAAUUAAAGAGAUUUAAAAUAAAACUUUAAAGACAGAAUGACAAGAAGUUUUACAGUGAAACUCUGAUUUUAAACAUCAAAUAAACUCCAUGAUUAGUUUUUAUUAUUAUUAUUAUUAUUAUUGAUGUUAUUCUGGGUGUGUUGGGGUGUUGUUGUUGGGCGCGGCGCCCUCUCGGGACGCAAGUUCGAACCCCGUCAGGCGUCCCUCAGCGUCGUCAGUGUGUUACCACGGAAACGACGUGGAUCAUGUGAUCCGCAGGUUAUUAUUGUACAAUGAGAUUUUGACAGAUAUUUAACCCUCGGUAAACUGCCUAUUUUGUUAUAAUAAAAGUCUAUAUUGAACUUUACUUAAGCACUACUACUACGGGAAUUAUUUUCUUUGCAUUGUUAAUCAUAUAUGAAUAGAAAAGUAUAAAGAUAUUUGAAUAUGAAUAUAUAUUUUUUCUUUUUCUUUGAUCACCACCUCCUCUGUCUUUUAAUUUUCUUUUUUAAGCAUAAUAAAAACUUAACAAGAAAA